UUUAUUUUCAUAUUUUAUAUUAUUAUAAUAAUUAUAGUAUAAAUUACAUUUUAUUAUUAUUAUUAUAAUAUUAUAUUUAUUAUUAUUAUUAUUAUUAUAAAACAAAACAUUAUUAUUAAAUAAUAAGAACCGCAUAUACAAAAAAACAAAACAAUAUAUAUAUAUAGAAUUAAAGAUGUUAAAUCAAAAUCUUACAAUUAGUCAAGAAAUUGCAGCACAACCAAAAACACAAUACUUUACUAAAGAAGAUGGUGAUACUUUAGUAGUAUUGAUGGAAGAAAACCAAUACAAAGAACAAGCCAACGAAGUUAAAGUUUUACUUAAAUCAGAGCGUUUAAUUGAAAACUCCAGAGUUGAUGCUGAAGUAGAUUGGUUCUAUUGCAAAUUAGGUCUUGAUAGCAAUUACUUUGACAGCACACCAGCUGUUGUUAUUGCUCGUCAUAUCCUUUCACUCUAUGCCGCUAAAAUGGUUUCACACGCCACUGGUGCCAAAUUAGAAGUUCAACUCCACAGUAAAACUGAAGGUUCAGCCACUUUUAUCACUCCAUCAAAUCCAGGUAAAAGAGAUUCACCAGCUAUGAUGAUCGAACAUGCCAUUGAAUCACACUACUUUGGUGAAGGUUAUCAUGAAGAUGAACAACUCCUUAACCCAACCCAAUUUUCAACCACUCCAUUCCUUUCCCCAAAACCAGCUGCUGCUCCACCACCACAUGGUUUCCGUUUAGCUUGUUACCGUACUACUGGUACCGUUUCAAAUUCAUCACCAGUUCAUCUCCGUCUCUAUUAUUUAACCAAACCAGUUUUCCCACAUACCGAUGCUCUUUCUGCCAGCAAAAACGAUGCUCUCUUAGCUAAUGAAACUGAUCUCUACAAAAUUGGUGAUCUUUCAUUCCUCGAAAAAUCAUCAGAUGUCACCAAAAAAAUUUAUCAAGAAGUUAUGGAUGAAGUCGUUGGUAAACUUGGUCCAGUCAUCAAACAUUACCCAUAUCAAGUUAAUGGUGCUCGUUUAGUUAUUGCCUACAGACGUGGUUCAACUCACUCUUACUGGUCAGCUAUUGGUGAAUUAUAUCACUACCACCAAAUGUAUGCCACCCACAAAUAUGUAGAACAAUUUGCUAAUGGUAUCACAAUUUAUUCAAUUUAUUUAAGACCAUUACACCCAGAUGUUGAUAUUAACACUAAAAUUUCAAAGAUUGCUGAACAAGCUUCAUUAGUUUAUGUUUUACCAAGAACUUCAUUAACCUCAUUAUUUUUAACUCAUCAAUUAUCAUUCCCAGAAGUUACUUAUGCUUACGUCUGUUGGAAAUUUGCUUAUCAAUUUUUAAAUAGAUACGCCACUGAAUAUAGCGCUUUAGCUGCUGCAAUUGGUGAUGAUUCAACUAAACAAUCAAUGUUAGCUCAAUUAAAAACUCGUCUUAGCAAAGAUACUUUCACAGAAGGUCGUGUUAGAGAUGCUGUUGUUCAAUACCCAGAACUUAUUAAAGUUCUUUAUCAAGAUUUCGAAAAGUAUCACUUUAACAGUACCUUAAAAUAUGACGUCCAACACGGUACUGAAAUUCUUCAACAAAUUAAAAAAACUGUUAAUAAUGAAUUAGAUAGCCAAAUCUUUUCAGCCAUUCUUUCAUUCAAUCGUCACCUUCUCAAGACUAACUUUUACAAACAAACCAAGACUGCUCUUGUCUUCCGUUUCGAUCCAGGUUUCCUUUCAACUAAAGAAUAUACAUCAACUCCAUUUGCUGUCUUCUUUGUUGUUGGUUCAGAAUUCAGAGGUUUCCACAUUCGUUUCCGUAAUAUUGCACGUGGUGGUAUUCGUAUUAUUAGAUCACAAAACAGCACCCAAUAUGAUCACAACUCUUCAUCAUUAUUCGAUGAAAAUUACAAUUUAGCCAACACUCAACAAUCAAAGAACAAAGAUAUCCCAGAAGGUGGUUCAAAAGGUACUAUUCUUUUAUCUGCAGAUCAUCAAGGUAAAGCUGAAGUUGCUUUCCGUAAAUACAUUGAUUCACUUUUAGAUCUCUUAUUACCAAAUAGUGAAAUUGUCGAUCACUUUGGCAAAGACGAAAUUCUCUUCUUAGGUCCAGAUGAAGGUACUGCUGAUUUCAUGAAUUGGGCUUCAGAACAUGCCAAAACUCGUGGUGCUCAUUUCUGGAAAGCUUUUACUACUGGUAAAUCAUUAAGCAGAGGUGGUAUCCCACACGAUCUCUAUGGUAUGACCACAAGAUCAAUUCAUCAAUACGUUUUAGGUAUCCUUUCUAAACUUGGUUUAGAUGAAAGCAAAUGUACUAAAUUCCAAACUGGUGGUCCAGAUGGUGAUUUGGGUUCAAAUGAAAUUAAAAUCUCUAAAGAUAAAACUAUUGGUAUUGUCGAUGGUAGUGGUGUUCUUUUCGAUCCAGAAGGUCUUGACCGUGAAGAAAUCCUUCGUCUUGCUGGUAAACGUCAAAUGGCUCGUUACUUUGAAAAGAGCAAAUUAAGCGCUCAAGGUUUCUUUGUUGAUGUUCAAGACACUGACUUCAAAUUACCAAAUGGUGAUAUUGUUGAAAGUGGUUUAAUCUUCAGAAAUAAUUUCCACUUAAAUCCACUUUGCACUGCCAAUAUCUUUGUACCAUGCGGUGGUAGACCAGAAUCUGUUCAAUUAACUAAUGUCGAUAAAAUGUUUACCAACUCUGGUGAAUUACGUUUCCCAAUUAUUGUUGAAGGUGCUAACCUCUUCUUUACCCAAAAAGCUCGUUUAAUGUUAGAAGAAAAAGGUGCUGUUAUCUUUAAAGAUGCCUCAGCCAAUAAAGGUGGUGUUACUUCAUCCUCAUUAGAAGUUUUAGCCGCUUUAGCUCUUAGCGACGAAGAGUUUGAUCAACAUAUGUGUGUCAAGGAUAAUGUUGUUCCAGAAUUUUAUGAAGCUUAUAUUAAAGAUGUUCACUAUGCCAUUGAAAACAAUGCUCGUCUCGAAUUUGAAUGUAUUUGGGCUGAACACGAAAUUUCUAAAACUUCACGUUGUAUUCUUACAGAUCUCAUUUCAAAUAAAAUCAAUUCAUUAAACGAUUCAAUUCAAACCUCACCACUUUGGGAUAACAUUGAACUUAGACGUAAAAUCGUUUCAGCUGCUUGUCCAAAAGUUUUAUUAAAUCUCUUAGGUGUAGAUAAGAUUAUGGAACGUGUACCAGUACCAUACGUUAAAGCAAUUUUUGGUGCUUAUUUAGCUAGUCGUUUCGUUUAUCAAUAUGGUUUAAGUAGUCCAGAAUUUGCUUUCUAUUCAUUCAUUAGCAAUUUAACUAAUUAAUAAAUAAUAAUAAUAAUAAUAUAAUAAUAAUAUAUUUUUUUUUUCAAUCAUAUAUAAAUUAAAAUAAAUCAAUUUUACUACUAUAACUACUAUAACUCUAUUUAAUCAUUUGCCAAUAUUAUAAUAUAAAAUAUAAUAAUAAUAAUAAAUUUUAUAAUAUUAAACAUUUUGUAUAUUUAUUUAAAAUUAAU
Dictyostelium purpureum is the source of this 3465-nucleotide messenger RNA. Its product is annotated as NAD+ dependent glutamate dehydrogenase. The coding region runs from base 176 to 3274 and encodes 1032 amino acids. The record is from RefSeq and is a predicted model, not a curated record. Gene Ontology annotation, cellular component: mitochondrion. The transcript is spliced from 2 exons. Gene Ontology annotation, molecular function: L-glutamate dehydrogenase (NAD+) activity. NCBI's taxonomy places the organism in Eukaryota, Evosea, Eumycetozoa, Dictyosteliales, Dictyosteliaceae. Gene Ontology annotation, biological process: L-glutamate catabolic process.